UGACGCUUCACUAAAAAAUUUGGGUUAAAAUUUUCGAUUGUAUUUUCGGGUUCAUAAAUUGUGUUACAUAAUGGUGAAAGGUAAGGAAGACGAAAAACAAAAGAAACCACGCAAACCUUAUGAAGAAAUCGGCGCGAUAUUCAAUGGCAACGAGGUGAAGAUAAGGGUUCCAAAGAGCACUUCCAAGCCUCCAAAACUGACGCCUUCCCAGCUGAAGCUGCAGCAGCAGUGCACCUGCGACGAUGGAGCUUCAGUGUGCUCUGAGACAUGCGGGCUGCCCGGCGAGGAAGAUGGUGGCCCGGCAAACCAGCUGCACUUACAGAUCCCCGACGACAUUUGCGAGGCCCUCACCAACAGAACUGCUCUGAACUCAGAGCUGACCUACAGCAAGAAUGAAGCUCACGAGACGCUAUGUAACGUCUGCAACGUCACUCCAAACGACGCUCCCAAGGGAGUCCAGGCUCAAAAGGUCCUGCAUCCAGACAAAGAUGUCUUCAUUUUGAAGAUCGGGAAACAGACUGACGAGCCUAAUCGCACUGGAAAUAUUGAG
This is a messenger RNA of Ostrinia furnacalis (Asian corn borer), 550 nucleotides long. RefSeq lists its product as uncharacterized. NCBI's taxonomy places the organism in Eukaryota, Metazoa, Arthropoda, Insecta, Lepidoptera, Crambidae. The transcript is spliced from 3 exons. The record is from RefSeq and is a predicted model, not a curated record. The annotation marks the transcript as partial.